Klebsormidium nitens is the source of this 726-nucleotide messenger RNA. NCBI's taxonomy places the organism in Eukaryota, Viridiplantae, Streptophyta, Klebsormidiophyceae, Klebsormidiales, Klebsormidiaceae. The record is from the annotation of a GenBank genome assembly.
AUGGACGUGCAUAUCAUCCUGAUCUUCGUGGUCUCCACGGUGGUGCUCGCCGCCAUGUAUCUCUCCCACGCCAACAUCGACCAGCGCCUGCGGGACCUGAGCGCGGAGCAGGCCGUGAUCAGCGCCAUGGUCGCACCGCGUGACCCGGCGGGGGUGGACGGCGACGUGGCUUUCUUCAAGCUGGCGGACAUCCUGACGGGCGGGCAACGGGCGCCGGAGGGCCAGGGCGGGAUGGCCACCAUCGUCGAGGAGGCGGAUGCGAACGCCGACGAAGGGGAGGCGAGCGAGGACCCCGCCGAACAGGUCGGCGUCAGAAAGCGCAAGCGGGGCGCGGGCGAAAUAAAAACGGGCGGGAGGGCGGCCGCGCAGGGGCAGAUGCACGUUCGGUACUCGGUGCCGCCCGUCAGGAUCGGGCUACCUGCCUACGACAUCGAGGAUGCCCGCGGCUACGUCCGAGACAAGCUGACGGCGAAGGGCUUCGAAGUGCGGCGCGAAGCGGGGCACGAAUUGCUGAUCGACUGGACGGACGCCGUCAGGAGGGCCGAGAAGGAGGCCUGUAGGAAGAAGAAGAAGAGGGCCCGGAAGCCCCGCGGAGAGCGCGCGGCCUCUCCGAAGCGGGUGCCGCCGAGGGAGAUGGAGCUGCCCGACAUGUGCAAAGACCCGAACGAUAUAUUCGCCCUCCCGUCGCUGCGGGCGGUGAGGGCGACGGUGGCACGCUUAAAAUAG